Molecule: messenger RNA, 753 nt
Organism: Theileria equi strain WA
Lineage: Eukaryota; Apicomplexa; Aconoidasida; Piroplasmida; Theileriidae
Exons: 1
Coding region: 1-753 (250 amino acids)
Source: RefSeq, a predicted model, not a curated record
AUGGUGCCAUUUUACACUCCAAUCGUGCUAUCCGUGCUAAUCUACCCUCUGGUGGAUGGGGGAAUUGUCACUUUGGAUCUUUCAGCCGAGGUAGAUGCCUCCAAGGUCGUGAGAUCAGGGUACCGGUCCUGUGGAGUUGCGCACUUUAAUUACAAACCAAACAUUGAUACGCUGAUAGUAAAGGUUGUAGACUCUGGAAAAGUCAUAUGGAAGACGAAGAAGGAAGAGAAAUGCUCCUCCCUGUCCAUCUUUAGGACAUGUGGCACCGCCAUUAAAACAAAUGAGACCAGGGCUAUAGUAUAUCUCACUGUGAAGAAAAAGAAGGGAGGGAUACGCAAACAAUAUUACCAACUACUUAAUGAGGAAUGGAAAGUCAUUCCAUAUUUAACCUACUUGGAACUAUUUGCUAAAGCUCUUCCUGAACGACAGCUUGAUGUUAGCGCCCAAUUGGAUGUUGAAGUCUUCAAGACAGUCGAACAGGUGUUUUUUGGAGUUCCUGUAGUAAUAUACAUGUCGUUUGAUGUAUUUAGGAUUACCAAUCUUCUAGAUGGCAACGCUAUACUAUGGAGAGCAAAGGGCCAUGAAUCAUUAGACUAUGUCAUAGUACACUUGCAUAAUGAAUCUCCAAAAUUUAUACAAGCUUUUGUCAAGCUAGACUACAACUACAAGAUCAUAUACUUUGAGAAAAGGGGAGAAACGUGGGCGUUGGUAACCAAGGAAGUCUUUUUUGAACAACUAGAAAUAUUUGAAUGA